GGAAGUAGUAAGAAUUGUGGGACCGGAAGUGCUCAGAGACCUUAGUGACAGAGUAAACACUUUUGGACAUUUUUAUUCUCUCAUGUUUUCAUAAAAUAAGUACCAUUUUUCUGUAGUUCAACUUUAAAAUCGGCGUCGCAACGAAAAAAGAAAGAUGUUGGAGGAGGCGGAGUCGAUCCAUGUGGCAGCGGUCCUUGAGGACUGUGUCGAUCAGUUAGCCGUUCUUGGAAAAAUUAUGCCAUCGACAUUUGAAGCAAGAAAAGAUGCAUCAGAAAUUGUUGAUGAUGAAAUAUCUCAACUGGUUGAAGGCCAAAAGAACUUAGAGGACAAAUACGAGCAUGCUGUCGCCAGUAAAGGCAAGGAUAUGCAGAGCAUAGGCAAAGAUCUUAAGAACAGCACACAUAUAUUUGCAAGAAGCCUGAAGCAGAGUCCACUUACACCUGAUAACAUGGGAAAAUUGCAGGAUGACAGGGCAUUUCUAGAAACUGUACUGUUUGAUGCCAUGAGAGAGAUCAUUCAGUCGGGAAACUUUGAGAGUUUGAUCCAAGCUGUAAAGUUAGAGAAGGAGAAAAAACAAAGACUCCAGGAAACAAUUUUGAAGGAGGAACAGGGACGUAAGAGGGUCAAAGAACUCCAGAGAAAAUUGAUUGAUGUCAAAAGAGAAAAAGAGACGGAAUGUCAAGAGAGGGAUGAGAUGAUUGCCCAUCUGAAGGAUCAACUCCAGGAAAUGAAAGCUAAGACCAACAUGGAAGGCAAGUAUAUCAAAAAGUGUGCUGAAGUGGGUGUUGCGCAGACACAGAAGAAAUGUUUCCUAACUGAGAAUGAGCUAAAGACUGAGAUCGACAGACUGCGACAACAAGUGGAUGAAGAGACGAGAGUUAACACGGAAAUAGAGGCUUACCUCAGAACACAUCAAACAGAACUAGAAACAAAGGUGGACUAUUGGAUGGGAAAAUACGACGAAGAUGUGGAAAAGAAACAAAAAGAGCUUGAUAUUCUAAAAGCAAAUAAAGCAAAAGAUUUAGAAAGACUGCAAGACCUCACAAAACUGUAUGCAGAAUAUGAACAGAUUGUUGUGGAGGAUCGGGUGGAGAAAGAAAAAGCAAGGAGGAAGGCAGAACUAGAAGCUGAGGAGCUAAGAGCUGCCAUAAA
Messenger RNA from Owenia fusiformis, 1152 nucleotides. The record is from the annotation of a GenBank genome assembly. Lineage: Eukaryota; Metazoa; Annelida; Polychaeta; Sabellida; Oweniidae.